AUGACACAACAAUGCUGUUUGGCAUUGGUUUUAAUGGAAACACCAGCACCACCACCAUUACAACAACAGAAUUUCGAACCCCAACCAACAUCAACAAAAACAGGAACAGAAAAUCUGCCAGCUGCCGUUGUCGAGGAUAAUUCAACAAAUCAAACAAAAAUUGUCCUCAGGACAACAAACUCACCCUCGACCUCAAAUCGUUUACCACCACCCAAGAGGGUUGAACUUAAUAAAUGUUGUCUAUUUGCUGAAUAUUUGGAUAAAAGCAAAACAUGUAUGCCAGGGGCAACAGAGAAAUGGAUACCCUUGAUAUAUUUAAUAAAUCGCAAAGACUACUAUCGGCCACAGGGUUCAAGUCCGAAAUUCAUUACCUUCCAGGAUAAUGUGUUUCCCAUAAGUCAGGCCCGUGCUUUAAAUGAACCCCCAAAAUAUGACGAUGAUGAUGACGACGACGAAAAUGUUUCCUGUACCGUAGACGACUUGGUCCUGUACACUGGCACCAACAACUUCAUCAUAUUUUCCAAUGGUUCGUUGUUCCUACCCGAUCGUGUUGUUUCCAUACCACCACAACGUUAUUGUGUCGAUCAACAAGCAGCCUUGGUGUGUUUUCCCAAACCUAAACAUCCCGAGCCCACUUUGAAGUUGAAAAAAUGUUGCCUCCAUGGAGUCUAUGAUAAACAGUUGGAAAAAUGUCAAAUCGAUGGAACGCGCAACAAUCAAUUGAAUCUAUCACUGGCCCAGAAUGUCAGCUAUCAAACUAUCUAUGGCUUUCCGGAAUGUAAGGAAGGAUCCACAACCUAUGCCAUAGCAGGCAGCUGGUCCCCCGAUCAAUUGCUAUCCGAUGUAACUGGCCACUUCCAUUUGCCGCACUAUAGCGUGAAUCUAUCCUCCGAGGACUAUUGCCUUGAGAAUCUACUUUCCCCCAACAAUGGCAGCGAGGAAUUGAAAGUUUUUGCCUGCCUCCAUCAUUUUGUCAAAGAAAACAACACCAAAUAUGAUGGUCAUCAUUUUGCUGCUAUCAGCUCUAGCCUGGUCAUAUCUGUGAUAUUUUUGGCUGCCACCCUAGUGGCCAGUUAUCUAAUGCCCUCCGUACAUCAUGUCCUGCAUUGGAGAUGCCAAAUCUACUAUGUGUUCUGCCUGUUUAUUGCCGAGUUCCUCUACACUUUUACUCUAUAUUUUCCAUUCUCCAUUAUGGAUGUGGCCCCUUGUAAAUUGGUGGCCUCGGCAAUGCAUUUCUUUUUCCUGGCCGCCUUCUUUUGGCUCAACACAAUGUGUUUCAAUAUUUGGUGGACAUUCCGUGAUUUUCGCCCUAGUUCCUUGGAAAGGAAUCAAGAAAUGAUACGUCUACGGCUAUACUCGGCCUAUGCCUGGGGCAUACCUCUACUAAUCACCACAAUUGCCGCCUGUGUCGAUCUGGUACCCGAAUCAUCGCUGUUGCGUCCUGGUUUUUAUGCCAAAUCACCUUAUCUAGUUUGUUGGUUCAACAGUGGACGUUUACCCAUCUUUGCCUAUUUCUUUGGUCCUGUGGGCAUUCUACUGAGUAUCAAUAUUAUGCUAUUCAUCUCCACCACCCAUCAACUGACCUGUGGUCUGUGGAAACGUGACGAUGUCAAAUCGACUACAGAGAAGACGGCCUUGGGUAAGGUUUGCCUUAAGCUGGUCGUCGUAAUGGGCGUUACCUGGAUAGUUGAUGUUCUGUCGUGGUUGAUUGGUGGCCCGAACAGCGCUUGGAUUGUCACCGAUAUUGCCAAUGCAUUACAAGGUGUAUUCAUAUUUCUUGUGGUCGGCUGUCAACCACAAGUAUGGGCAGCAUGUCGGCGUUUUUGUUGCCCCCGUUCGCGUCAAGAGAUCACAAAUACCACAAAUGGGGUACAGCAUUCUUCGUCGUCACAAGGUUUACCUUCGCUGGCAGCUUGCGGUGGCGAAAUAACACAAAAUACUUCAGUGCAUAAUACAACGCUGGGCGGCGGUGGAGGAGGAGGCGCAGGCAAUAACAGUCUUGGUAACCAUACACCGGCAACUGCGGUAACCACAACAUCUACAUUGAAAAAAAUUCCCAUGGAGACUUUGGUGUCAGAAGUAUUGCCAUUUUUGGCCUUUUCGAAAUCGAAAACCAUUUCGUUUAAUGAUUCUGCUUCGAUUUUAGGUUCUGGAACUGAGCAGUUGUGCCGCCUAAAUUUGUCUGCAGGUUCUAAUGUCCUCGGCU
Musca vetustissima is the source of this 2206-nucleotide messenger RNA. It is a transcript of the gene mthl1, whose product is annotated as probable G-protein coupled receptor Mth-like 1. Gene Ontology annotation, cellular component: membrane. Gene Ontology annotation, molecular function: G protein-coupled receptor activity. The transcript has 3 exons. Gene Ontology annotation, biological process: cell surface receptor signaling pathway; G protein-coupled receptor signaling pathway. The record is from RefSeq and is a predicted model, not a curated record. The annotation marks the transcript as partial. Lineage: Eukaryota; Metazoa; Arthropoda; Insecta; Diptera; Muscidae.